Porites evermanni is the source of this 10469-nucleotide messenger RNA. NCBI's taxonomy places the organism in Eukaryota, Metazoa, Cnidaria, Anthozoa, Scleractinia, Poritidae. The record is from the annotation of a GenBank genome assembly.
GGAAGGUACGUUGGACAACCAUCGCUUGUUACUCAACCACAGCUUUGUGAAAAGUGCAACAACAAUCAGGCUUUAAAAAUCCAAGAAUUAAAUUCAUUUGAACCUUUGAGAGAGGUAGGUUCAGCAGUGGUAUUCUCUUCACUGAUCUCUAUUCAUAUUCCAUAGUACUUAUGAGGAGAAUUUGGGAAACGAUCAAGAACAGUUUUAGUCUGAGAUCAUUUCCUAUAUUCUCAACUCUAGAAUGUUUAUUUACUGGUAAGUAGGUACAGUCAACUCUCUCUAAGACGGACACCUUUGGGACCGGCACUAGUUGUCCAUCUUAGAGAGAUGUCCAUCUUGUAGAGAGUCUAAUAGAGGGAGCAAAGAAAGGCAGGGACCAACUCUAGGUGUCCAUUUUACAGAGGUGUCCGUCUUAUAGACGUGUCUGUUAAGAGAGAGUCGACUGUAUCUAUAUGAUAUGUUAAGGAGAAAUUAGAUGAUGGUCACCUUCAGGGGUCAAAGUGUUAGCCUUGUCACUCCUGAUCACACCUAAGCUGCAAAAGAAAUGGUACACUGUAUGAUAAUAAACCUUUUUUUUUCGUUUGGUGGUAUUUAAAGCACAAAGCAAAGGCUAUUGAGGCCAUGCAAAUAUAUUAAUAACAAAUAUUUCAAAUGGAAGCUAUGAAGAUGUUAAAAAACUUACUUGCUUGAUUGAAGGCAAACUAUUUCAAAGUGUGCUCAAUAUUCUUUCUGGAAAGAUAAACAAGUCAAAUAUGCAAAAUACCAGAAAUGCAUUAUAUAUAAGAUGCGCUGCUAUAGGGGUAUUUAAAGAGGGUAAAUUUGUUCUGUAUCCUUCUCUCUGAUCUAUUUUGAUUGGUCACUGGUUAUUUUAUAGUGUGACUUUGAGUCUGAACUGAAUCCUCACAAGCAGAAACUGGAUCAGAAAUACCCACUAUGCCAAUCAUGCCAGGACAUUGUUAAUCAUCAUUUGAAGACACAAGCCAUUGAUCUCAAAACAUUCUUACUGGACAGUCACCUUCAACAGUCCAAGUCUACUCCAACAAAGGUGUGUUUAUUUAUAGUGCAGAGGAUUUAGUAGUUCUGCAGGGCAGCAUAUCUGGAAAGGAGCUCUUGUCGUCCUGGAAAUGUGUCAGCAAGAUAGUGAAGCUUAAAAAUAUUUGUGGUUUUCAUUUUUUUGUCUGAUAUGAUAAGAAUUUGGCCACCAUGCAUAUGUUUAUACACAGUAAAUGCUCUCAAUAAUAAUUAAUUAAUUUUAGUCAUGUUAAAUAGUACAAUGUACAGAACUUUACUUACAGAUCUCACCAACCUGCUCACUUACCCCCAAGUGGUUUUUCCAACUGGAAUGAAAAAAAAAAUAUUGUUAUUGUGGGUGAGAAGAGGAGCCCGCUAUCCUAAUCUCCAGAUUGUUAUCACACAUGCGUUGCAUGCAUGUAGCCAGCAUUCAUUUGGACUUCCACUCACAAUGAAUGGAAUGCACAAAACGCAAUUUGGUCACACACAUUUGGACCUUCACUCGUAAUCUGAUCACUUAUGUGAAACUUACACAAAGUACACUAACACAGUGAUGGAGCAAUUAUUUUGACCUUCAAUUUUGUCACCCACACUCCAUCUUUGAUCACUAGUGCUAGUAAAUACACCAUGAUAUAUUGAGUGCAGUGAAAGCCGUAGGGAGGGGGGAGGGGUAGGGCACUUGGUUGGGGGUGUUCAUUCUGCUAGGGCCUUGGAUCCCCUACCCUAUUCUAGACUUAAAUUGUACUUGCCAAUGACCUCACACUGGGUAAAAGUGUCCUAGCCUUAUUUCAGUAUUUAGGAUGGCAAGAAAGAUAUGAUCAAAGCACAGUGACCCCAUCUUGGAUCCAUUGUGGUCAGCAGCCAGCAAACAUGAUGGCCAUGUCUUUUCUAGCUCGGCUAGACUUCAUUUGAUUUUUCUUUUUUUUCCUGUUUUUUGACUUACUUUGAACUUUUGUUUUUUUAACAAAAAAAUUAAGAACUAAGGAACAAAGAAAUGUAACUUUAAGGUUUGGAGAAACAACUAAAAUGAAAAAUGAAAUGAUGAAAUGAAAUCGGUCAAAAAGGUCAAAAGGUCAAAACUGGGACCCCUUGACACACCUACAAUAAUAAUUAUUAUUACUGUAGAAGGCAAAAGUUAGGACCCAUUCAGUGACACAGCUACCUAUAAGUUGUCCAUCCCACCCCACCCCCCCCCCUAAUCCAACCCCAGAAUGGCAUCCCAAGGUUAUAAAUUAUUUGAGUUCAAGGAAAUAAUAGUAAUGAACAUUUCCAUUCCGUUUUGUUUGAUGUUCCAUGCAGCUUCUCAAAAGAUCUUCAUCUCCUGAAUCAAUAUUUCUGGUGCUGGUUCAGUUGGUCUGUGUUCUUCUUGCCUCUUUACUGGUUUGUAAUGAAUAUCAUCCUGAUGACCAUAGCAUGUGUGGUGAGUUACACAAUAAAAUAUUAUCUGAAUAAAUCAUUAUUAUCUCUUAUAUGACAGCAGUGUCAAUAGUAGCUUAAACUACCAGAGUGAAAAUCUCCAGCUAGCUUUGUACGUGUAGUUCUUUGUGGGACACAAGUUUUGUUGUGAAAAUAUAACUGUAUUGCUAUUGAUAUUUACAAAAUUUCAAUGAAUUGCACUAAAAUGAUCGGUCAGAGCAAGAAUUAGUCUUUAUUUUACAUGUAGUUAUGGUGUAUGGUCCAUAUUUUCUUGAAAUGUGUUCGUGUUUUUUACCAUUGCAGGUAAAAAAUACUCAUUUUGGAACAGUCCCCAUGUGUUACACAGUACUUUCUUCUCUUAUUUAACCUCUUCAAAUCAUAACUUUACCGCCAAACAAAUAGUGCUUCGCUUCCCUGGCCUCGUUAAAAGUAUAAUGAUCUCAUUGUGGUCAAAAGGGUUGGAACUGGCUUUCUGUUUGUCAAGUAAGUGGCCUUUUAUGAUAUAGUCUAAAGUCUCUUAAUAGGCUGAUUGAAUGCUAGACUAUGAGUAGUCUCUCUUUUUUCUUAGUCCAUUGGGCAAAAUGUGCGAGACAUGCAAAUGACCAUGUGUGUGACUGCUGCUCGACACUCUUGUGCAUGCGUGCACUCUCCUCACUAAAUCUGACAAAAAAGAGAGACUGCUCGCAGUCCAAGUGAAUGCUCUUAUGAGCUGAAAUACAUGAAAUUCUUGAGUGCUGAUUGCCUAAUUUUUCUUAUCGAUUUGUAACUGUUUCAGUUUUGACUGUUCUAAGAUUGAAAAGGCUAAACAAAAUUUCAAAAGUCAUUUUUUGAUUUAAAGAAACAAACAAACAAACCAAUGAUCAAACCAAAGGACUUCAUCCACAGAAUAAAAGUUUACAUUUAGAACUACAUAGGUAUUUUUAAAUACCAUGUGAACAUACUGCUGCAGAGGUUUCUUGUGACCCAGAAGCCAAAGAUCUGUUAUGUUUGUGUCAUUUCAUUUUGUUAAUUUUUCUUUUGGGUAGGUUUGACAAAAAGGAGAUACUUACAUGUUUCUUUGGCUUGCUUGUUACUAAAUAUCCUGAUAUUUUUGAAGAGAAAAACCAGGUAUUUAAAAUAAAUUAGUGGAGGUUUCACUACCAUGUUGUCUAAGGAUAUAGAUGUGUAACAUAAGGGAAUGCAAUGUAAGUAGUCAUCGUGGCGGCGAAUUACCAAUCGCAAAACUUAAUGGCCAAGAAUUUCCCUGUAAAGGUCAAUUGUUGUUGGACUAUAGAGUUACCUUACUAGUAAUUAAUUUAAACUAUUCCUGUGGUAGUUGAACUGUUUUCUGAUGUAAACACUUUCUCUUUUCGCAAUUAAGUGAGGGUCCCCAAUAGGUCAAUCCCAUUACACCGAUCCAAAAUUUCGUGCAAUCCCGUAAUCCUGAGGGUUAUUUUUGGCAUCCCACCUCCCGCGCAUACCUUCAAUCCCGAAUCUUGCCCGAUUUUGCUUUAAAAUCCUGAAUCCCGAGCCUCAAAUAAGGGAAAUGCCGGAUCACGAAAAACCUAUUGGGGACCCUCUUGAGUUGAAUAGCUGCUUGCCAUUUGAGUGAAAACUCACAAGACAGCGUAUAAGCUCCCACGUAAAGAGUUUGGCUAUGGUUAGUGGUUGCUAAUGUGAGGCAAGGGUAGCCUGUUCCAGGCUCUCAGAUAGUGGGGAUGAAGCGCAAAAGUGAGAGACACGCAAAAAUUUGAGGGUGUGAUUUGGGAAAAGGGGGCGCUUUCUCAUGCAGACCCGACCAUCGCGGAGCCUAGAACAGGCUAAAGUAAGGGGGACAGAGGGUGGGGUCAAAUGAUGAUUUGAAUCAGAGGCCACGUGCAAAAAUUCAGCUGAUUUGGAUGAAAAAAAAAAAUCACCCAAAACGUCACUUAACAUUCGGUUAUACCAAGCCCUUCAAGCAGUGCAUUUCUUGUUUUAUACAAGCACUGUAAUUACAUUGGUUACUUGUUGACGCUUUGCAGUAGUUACAGUGUGGCUACUUGAACUGGGGCACUUGGAUGAAGAUGGUUCAAUCACAAUGGUUUGUGAAAACAAAAGAUUCUCAAGAUUUUUUGCAAGUGCACUUCUAAAAUUCAACAUUCAACUAUGCAACCAUUGAAAACUUUUAAACCGUUUGAACGUACCUGACCUCUCAGGAAACAGCCCUCAAAUUUAUGAAUGUUAUUGGUCUGCUUGCAAAAAAAACUUGAGAAUCUUUUGUUUUCAGAAAUCGUUCUGAUUAGACAAUCUUCCUCCUAGUGCCCCGAUUCGACUAGUAGCACGAUAAAAGGUAGAAACGGACGUGAAAUUGCGUGGACUGAUUCUUCUGUGAGUUAAUGCAUAUAACAUUAUUGCUGCUUUGCAUUUUUGCAGAUUUGGUAUUCUGACUCUGUUAUCUUGGACUGUCCUGUCUGUUUUAAGAUUUUGGUGAGUAAUAUGAAGUAGAAAAACAUAUUUUGCUGAAACAAUUUAUUGAUAUGGUGAUUUAUUCUCGUGAUUCUUUGUUUGGUGGGCGGGGGAUGCCUCGUGCUAAAUAAACCAGGUUAAGCUGUCGCCAUGCGGUCAUUGGGGGUGCGCAAACGAGUCAUUUUGUUAACGUCCUCUUCGCUAAUUAGGUUUUUUCUUUACCUAUGAGAAGUGAAGAACAAAAAAACACUAAGUAAAAGGAUUCAGCAAUGUCAACAUUAUAAUUCGUGGUUUUAUUUUCUGUUUCUUUCAGUGAAUUGUUUUGGUGGAAGACUGACUGUAGAUGGCGAUUCAUCAGCGCAACAUUAUGUUGGUUUCUCAGCUCCUCUUUAUUUCUGUUUUCUCUUCUAUCAUACUCAAGAGUGCUGGGAAAACACAAGAAGAGAAGGUAACUGGAUGCUUUGAUAGAGCUGAUAUUUAAGAAUAUUUGCAUGAGGCUGAGUUGGCCUGCGUAUAGCCGUACCCUCCCCCCGUUUUUCCUUUGUUUGGGGGAGGGUGCGGCUAUACGUAGGCUAAGGCUGAGUAUCAUUUGAAAAAUUAUGGAGUUCUAAGGCCGAGGCGGACAACACCCUCUUCGAUCUCCAUAAUUCUUCAUAUGAUAGAAAAGUCGAAUUCAAUAAUUGUUUUAUUAUUCAUUCAAAAUAAUUCCUAGUUUAAAAACAAGCUAAAAAACAUCUAUACGUCCAUCGAUGUUAGGUUCAUCUUCAAUUACCUGUUUAUCAGCAAGUUUAGGAGAUAAAGGGUUGUUCAGUUCUGUAAAUAUAGCUGAUGUCCUCCGUCGAGUUGUAUUCUUGCUGUUCUUGCUAUGUUUUUGGCCAAUAGUUCACCUAUUUCUUCAUCGCGAAACGAGUGAAAUGUUAUGCCAUUUUCUACUCACAUUAUAUGCCAAAUCGAAAAAUAUCUGAAACCACUAUCUUUCUGUAUGUAAGCCAUUUCAAGGCGAUUUAUGGUGAAAACAAAUGAAAAAGGAAACCGUCCCUGCCGGCGUGCUACCUGUCUUAUUCAAGAUGGGGCCAAACGCAUCCCUACUUAAAUCAUUCCACCCAAAAAACUAAUUAACAAGUUUUCCUACCACAAAAAAUUCCGGAAUCGAAAAUUUCAAACCCCCUAAAAUAUCCUUCGAUCAUCUGCGUCACUUAAAGGUUAUGUGAGUGAUUUGCCUGAUAGCUCGCUUUAUUAAAUAACCAAUAACUUCUGUUGUAAUACGUCCUGGAUGUCGUUUCUCUCUGUUGAGUAUGACUGUUGUAUUUGUAACAAAUUACAGAUACCGUAUUUCUCCGAGCAAGUCAAGCUCAGAUGAACAUCAGACUACUGAAUGUGAAAUCAUGGAGAUUGACAGUGAGGUAAAAUACCUUAAAAAAUUAAAUAUGAUUAUAACUAUUUUAAAAUCUCUUUUCAUGCUUCAUAUUCCUUUACAUAUUAAGUCAAUUAUUAUUUAGCUUGUUAGCAGGCUACUUAUUGAUGUUCGCGGAGUCCUGCAAAAAAAAUACCGUAAAAUUCCGAAAAUAAGCCCCUCCAUGUAUAAGCCCCUCCAAAUAUAAGCCCCACAAACUCGUGACACAAAAAACCCUCCGUGAAAUCGCCCCUCCGAAUAUAAGCCCCCCGGGGGCUUGUACUUGGAAAAUUGCCCUCAAAUAGAAAGUAAAACAAAGCAAAAACGGUAAAUUUCCUCCCAACUAUAAGCUAGCCCAAUUGAUUUUGAAACGCAAACUUCCCUCCGUACAUAAGCCCCUCCGAAUAUAAGCCCCUCCAAAAAUAAGCCCCUCAAAAAGGGCCUUUGAAAAAUAUAGGCCCCGGGGCUUAUUUUCGGAAUUUUACGGUAUAUUCUGAUGUAGGAUGAAUUUGGCCAAAGGAAUGGCACAUAAAGCUGGGACAACCCAGAUACAUAAGAAGAUUUUCCCAGCAUUGAAGGUACGGAACACCCACCAUCCGGGCUAGAGUAAUGUAGAGCUAAAGGGAGGGAAGGGAGGGGAAAGUGUUUCCUAAAUUUCUUGUUCCAGUAAUUUUAAUUCUUGCUAAUUAGAAGCUUGAUUAUAUAUUUUUUUUCAGUGCACUCCUCCAAAUAAUAAGGUAGCAACUGAACUAGACUACAACUUGAAUGGCUUGUCAUUGGACGGCUUGCGAACAGAAAGAAGAAAUGGCUUCCAUACACAUCACUCAUCCCCAGUCAACUCUGAUAGGACAGGUAUUAUUGGAAAGCAAGCGUAGGUGGCAGAUAGCCUAGUCUGUAUAUACAGCCUCGGUCCUCGGUCUUUGCGUGGACGUUCCUAGAGGCGAGUGGCGAGGAGAAACGGCUGUGUAAGCCACUGUAAAAAUAUAAUAAUAUUCUUCAUAUUGUCGUGUGGGUAGUGCUUCAUGUAAACCUAACCUUUGCACUAUCUUUUGUGCCCGAAUUGCACAUACAAUGCGGGCCAGUUUGUCGAAAAUUUGCAUACUCAGCGUAUUUGCGCAAAUGUUCAACGUUGGUCAAAAUACACUUUAUUACUUUUGUCUUUUCAUACGUUCAAGAGUUCGGCAACGAAAGAAGUGAGUUGGAAGGUCUCCUUAAAAUUCAAAAUGCUCGCUGAUAAACUGUCAAGAUGACACCGAAACGGCGUUCUUUCUUGUCGGCGUUGUUUUUUACUUGUUUCUGUAUAACUAAACCUUCGCCUCCUUAAUCAGAGAAAAAGCUACUGGUUCUAGUGCAAGCCUCCUGUACGUACUCUGGAUUCUAUUUUUGGAAACCGGCCAUUGCUCGUGCAGUUCGUGGACAGAACCCAAGAUUUUGUGAACGUCAGGUUUACAUGAAACUGUAUCCAAGCGGCAAUUUGAGAAUUUUAUGGUAGUUUUCGCAGUGGCCUAUUCGUAGGCUACAGGUAUCUUAACUCGAUUCGAAGUUGCCUAGUCUCCUUGCGCUGUUUUACCAGGCCUUCUCGGUCAAUUCAUUUCGGUGACGUAGGCGACUCGGUCGGACCACGUGACCCGAUAUACGUAGACCGCGCAGAAUAUUGAGGCCUAGGGACUAGGCAAGGUUCAAAGAAGAUUGAGUUGACUUGACUUGACCGUUGUUUCGUCAGUUAAGACUGUGGUUUCUUUCGUAGGAUCUUUCUGGAGACAAAAUGUAACAAUUAAUAACGAGGAAUCACCCUUAGUUUCCAUGCAGCAAAGACCGCUAAUAGUUCCAGCUACAUUGCAUUUCUCAGGCCUUCCACAAAAAUCCAGCAUCUAUACUCAAGAAGCGAUAACUGGUAAGACAGUUAAUCUGACUCUUUUUUUUCGUGGCGGAACAUUUUCUUUUUAUUUCAGCCAGGAGCUCCUGUUUCAGCCACAUCUCUGUGCAUAGUUUUUAUCUUACCAUGCAUCUCAGUUUACUUGCAUGAGUUUUUCUCUUUUUUUUCCCGCCCCAACCUUCUAUCGCUUUUUUCUAACGGUUCAUCCAUCACUAGCCUGUGUACAGACGCCCCUCCCCCCGUCCCCUCAGGAAAACUCGGAUAAAGGCCCACUUCUCCGAUUUUUCCUGAGGGGGGAGGGGUAUGUACACAGGCAGGAGGGUGGUAGACUCCUGACACAGGCUAUUCAUCACAAGACUCUUUUUUCUUUUAUUUUUUUAUUUGUCCUUUCUUUUUAUAAUAGCCAUUUUGGUGGCACUACAGGUUUCAGUUUAAUUAAAUUUACUUAGGUCUGGCGCUUUUCUCUUGAAAGUAAUGAAAUAGCGUAAAUUGCAAAACCAUGUGUCCAACACCUCACUGCUCCACUGCACGUUGUAUUUUCAUCUCUCCUCUAGGUGUUAAAUAUAAGAUCAAGAACUGCGUCUUGUACUUGAUGAGCUUUACGGGUUUUCUAAUUCAUAUUUUCCACUGUCAACUGCACCACGAAAGUUACCUACCGGUUAAGCGUUUUCGUCGGUUCCUUACUCCUGUCCGUAAAAGUCGGCGUUCGUUUCCAGCCCGGGACCAAAUUGAUAAAACAUUUUCAAGUGCAAUUUGUAAGUGUGGUUAUUGUUUUCCAACUCCGAAACAAUUGCUACACUUGUAAAUUACACUUGAAUACUGAAGUUUUCUUAAAUCAGCUCAGGUAUACGCAAGGGGGGGAGUUGCAUAAUUUCAUUUGCUGCAGGCGACUAUUUAUUUAUUUAGUUAGUUAGUUAGUUAUUUCAUAUUUAAUAAACGCUCUUUAUUGUUUCCAAUAUUCUUUUUAGUCACUCGACCUCUUGAUUCAGCUCCUCGUGCUGACUCUUCCGAUGACGAUACUUUCUCGGAUUCAACGGAGGAGGAACCUUGCGAGGUGAGAAAGAAGUUAUUUCUCACAGCUUAAAAAAUAGCGUGCGUGGAAGGCGUUAAAAGGGGAAGGGGAAAGGGGGAAUUUGGGCGCGCGAGAUCGCUUGUGGCGCGUGUGUCCCUCCUCCCUCGCGCGUGGUCUCGCGCCCUAAUUCCCUUCCCUGUCCCUUUCGAACGCCUGCCACGCAAGCUGCUUAUAAAACUACUCGUAGAACCAAGGCCGCGCCAGUAUGGAGAAAAUUUGUCACGAACAGAAGGGUCACUACCCUACCCGAGCCACCCUGGGCGAGUUAACUUUUCAUACAUUUCCAUAAAAAACGUGGCGAACCGUUUACUUGAGAAAUAAAACGUUGGCUCGGCUAGAAGGCCGGGUUAGCCUUUUUCGAUGGUAGGUCACCCUCCUAGCUGGGCCAUUUUUCUCCAUAUAAACACUUUGGUUCACCCAGCCAGGUCAACUGUGUUAAACUGGGUCAGAGCACGCGCGAGCGCUGUUUUUGACAAUCAGGUUCCCGUUUUUCAAAAGUAAGGUUGUCACUAAGAUUUCAAGGUGCCGAGUAAAUACUACAAGUAGGCGGGGAAUUAAACAGCUAGGGGUUUCUUUUCGUUCUAUUUUUCUUUUCUUUUCCUUUGAAAGUAGCCGGGGGGCACGUUCAUAGUAGGCCGGUGAAAUCCCCGGCCCCCGCCUCUUAAUGACCGCUCUGCCGGAAAGACCCGGCAUUUAAUAGGCAUUUUAUGUUUUUUCGAACGGCCCAGCAUUUUAUUUAAUAGCUCAGUCCAAUCUCAUCUUGUAAGGAUGUAUUUCCACUGUCGCGUAACUUUUAUAUUACGUGUACGCGCGUAAAUAAAAAAGAGGCAACGUAAGGAAAAAAGUUGACCCUUGCUAAGCUCAGUUUACUUUUACGCGCGUCCUUUCAUAGAUUGCUUCUAGUAUUUCUUUUACGCUCGUAAAAUUUACGUGCGUACACACGUAAAAAUUACGCGACACUGGAAAUCCACCUUAACGAACAGACUUCGCCUUGUACCACAGGGCACCAAUGUUUGAUGCUGCUACUCUUGAUUUACAUAUUACAGAACUUGAAAAUGUGGAACAAUAAGCGGCCGAGCUCCGUAAAGAAUGCAAAGAAAAUAAAAAGAUGCUCAUCGAAAAGAAAGGCAGGGAGUCUGAGAAGACGUUUUUUGAGCGCCAGAACGCUUCUGCUACUUGUAAGCUUACUUUUGAACCUAUAUUUUCUUAUUUUAUUUACUGAGUGGCCCGCACGAAUUUUACAUUCUCUGUUGAAAAUUUUGAUAGGACUAUACUGA